This is a messenger RNA of Magallana angulata, 3251 nucleotides long. Its product is annotated as transcription factor SPT20 homolog. Bases 269 to 2968 code for a protein of 899 amino acids. The transcript has 25 exons. Gene Ontology annotation, cellular component: SAGA complex. The record is from RefSeq and is a predicted model, not a curated record. Gene Ontology annotation, molecular function: transcription coregulator activity. Lineage: Eukaryota; Metazoa; Mollusca; Bivalvia; Ostreida; Ostreidae. Gene Ontology annotation, biological process: regulation of transcription by RNA polymerase II.
UCGAUGUGUAUGAUAUUCCAAUUGUCAACAACAAAGACAAAAAAGACGUUAAUAAUUUAAUGGUGAUGUUUUAUUCUACUUUAAUUCUUUUAACGGAGUAAUUUGUCACUGAUCUUUCUACGAAUUCCAUUCAUCAUAUUGUAUUUUAAGUAAUUGACACGAAGGAGUGACUUCCAACCACUGAUGUUUUGAAUCUGAGCUAAGAAUUUCCUUAUAAACUGAAGAUGUUUGAUUAUGUGGAAGGAAUAUUGAUUAAUACGAAGUGAGAAUGGACACAAUCUCCAGAGCAGUGGAGUAUGCUGAGUACCUGGUGCAGGCAGCCAAGCAGAGACCCGACUCCCUGUGUAGAUCCACAGUCAGCAGCAAAGUGAAGACUAUUCACCAGAAGUUACAUGAGCUCUACCUAGAGACGUGUCAGAACCAAGAUGACAGCAAGGACAUUGUCCAGUCCUCCAACCUGUUGUCUAAGCUGGUCAGGAGGGACAAACUGAAUUGUCUGGUGCUGAAGCUCUACCCAGGGAAUGAGGGCUACUCAAUCAUGUUGAGGGGGCGUGGCGGGGUGGAGCUGGAGACUCUCAAACUCCCGUACGAGGUGUCAGAACUUCUGGAUUAUGUGGACUCCUCAGAGUUGCCUCCCUUCCUUGUUGACCUUCUUGAAAAAGCACAGGUGAACGUGUUCUACAGUGGGUGUGUGAUUCUAGAGGUGCGUGACUACCGCCGCUCCAUCACCGGGUCCUUUGACACCCAGUAUGUGCUACUGAAGCCCACCUCACAGUCACUGCUAUCAGACAUGUACAAUAUCAUCAAUGACGGACACAGGUGGACACAAGAGGACCAGUUUACCUUGGAGAGUCAGUUGCUAUUGGCAACAGAAGAGCCCCUCUGUCUCGACCCAUCACCUGCAGUUUUACUUGUCAACAACAAACUGCAGUAUGAACAGAAAAGUCUAUGUAAUCCCAUACUGAAAAGAUCAGCAAAACGCUUUAACCAGGCAGCAUUAAACAGGAAGAGGAAGUUAGCCAGUGCAGCUGCUCCCAAGGAACUGAAGCUGCAUGACUUCAUCCACAAAAAGAAACCCAAGUCUAAUCCUCCUGUCAACCUGAAAGUGGGCAAGCCUCAUGUUGACAUGUGGAAACAAAAGCCUCUUCAGUUAUCUGCCCCUGAAACAGUUGAGGUCAGCAAGUUUGCCUCAGUAAUACCAGGUCCAGAACCCGCAUCAGAUAAUUCUUUUGAAAUCAUUGAGGAGAUAACACUGGAGCGUGAUGUCAGUGCAGAGAAGAAAAUCCUGGCCAAACUAACCAUUCAGAAACGGAACAUGGACGAUGAGUUUUACGGGGAGCUGUACCUGGACCACGACUACCGUGAGGGCAGUGAGGGCACGUCCUGCAUGUUCUUACUCGGGACGAAAAUAUUGGUAGACAAAUAUCUGGAACAAUUCAAGGAAAUAUUUACAGAAGAGGGAAGGCGGGCAGUAAAAAUAACAACUCAGAAGCCAGGACAGCCCCCUCAUGUAGAGUUCACCCAGACCUCUCAGACCCCCACCACACCCGGGCCGACAGGACCCCAAGGCAUUCUUAGUGCACAUGCACCGGCUCUUACAGCUGCAAUUAAAGGGCAAUUUACACAGGCGGAUUUAGCCACCACCUCUUCCUCGGGACUGACCGCCAAGAGAAACGUCCCCAUCCAGCUGUCCCUCACCCUGGCUCCAAUGGCUCAGGGGACCCAGCCUACUGGGAACCAGUUACAACUUAACAUACAGAAAUCUCAGUCUCAACAGGCUGCACUCAGGGGGAAGUCAUUGUCACAGACUGCAGGCCAAAGAGCCUCCUCCACCCCAAGUCCAGCUACCACACCUACAUCUGCUACAGGUCAGCUGUUUUCUCCUGGUCUAGUUCCCUCCCCUGUAUCAGCGCAGCUUAGUAAAGGGGCCACUACUUUAUCGUCACCCCCAGCAACCAAUGUCCCUGGGAGGAAGCCCUCCACAGAGGCGACCACUGUACAGCAGAUCAGUCAGGGGCUCCCACAGGGAAACAUCACCUUUGUACAAAACCCUGAUAGCAGCUCCAGCGGUCAGCAACAGGGUAUAGCUAACAUCAACAUCACCAACAUUGGACUCCCUCCCAACAUCAACAUCCAGAAUCUUACAGGUAUUCCCGGGGUCAACAUCGCCAACCUCCAGGGUCUCCAGAACAUGCAGGUGUCACUGACUGGGGUGUCCAUGCCUGGGGGAGGGAUUGCUGUCCCUGUUCCCAUCAGCCUCAUCAACACCAACUCAGGUGUUUUACAGAAUCAGAGUAUUUUUGUGAGCUCCCUGCCCAGUGGUUCUAUGUCAUCCACCACCACUGGAUCCGUGCCUGUUUCUGUGAGUAGAAAACUUACAUCAUCAUCUAUUGGGUCAGCACCAACCCUUGUUACCAUGGUGACCUCAAUGCCUACCAUGGUUACAACCUCUGGUUCAUCACUACCGGCAACAUCCUCACCCUCAUCAACCACAGUCACAGUGACCUCAGGAGGACUGUUAUCCCCUCUCAUUGGGUUAGCUCCCUUUGUUCAGGGAGGCUUGAAGACCCAAGCUGGCUCCAACAUCAGACAGCAAUCCUCUGUACCGCUCCUUCAGAUCCAAGGCCAGCCCAGUAUACAGCUAGUUGGUCUUCCUCAGCAGAGGGCACCAGGGAAAUCUGGGUCAGUGUCCUCUCCCUCAGCGGGCAAGCCCGGCCAAGGCCUCCCAACAACAGUUCAGUUAACAGCACAGACCAUUACAGGACACCAGUUAGCUACCCUGUCUCAGUUCAAACCUAGCGCAACACAAGGGGGUGCUGUGCCUCAGCAACAGUUGCUCCAGUUACAGCAACUUCCUUACAAACAACUACAACAAAUACAGAUUCGUCAGCCCCAGGCUGCUGUGUCAUCGUCGGUGGCCAAACCCAAGAGUAAAAAACGAACCACCCCCACCCCUCCAAAACAGUAGCACUCGGGUGUGACAUCAGGCAGUGUGAGGAAAAGAGCUUUUAGAACUUAGAUAUAGCAGAACAGUAUGGGAUGUGUAAUUGACACUUAUUCCAGUCACAGUUGAUCGUCAUUUCCAAAGAAGUGCUUUUUAAUAUCUUUUUUUUUUGUAGUGUUAUCCUGGUGUUUUUCUGUUUUCCUAGUGCACUGUCAGGAGGCUGCUCAUGCUAAAUCAAAUUUUUAAUCAUUGUAAAUCGUUAUUGUGAUUUGUUUUACAUGUUGAAUAUUACAUGUAUGUAACAGAU